This is a messenger RNA of Morchella importuna, 927 nucleotides long. RefSeq lists its product as uncharacterized. The coding region runs from base 1 to 927 and encodes 308 amino acids. The record is from RefSeq and is a predicted model, not a curated record. Lineage: Eukaryota; Fungi; Ascomycota; Pezizomycetes; Pezizales; Morchellaceae. The transcript has a single exon.
AUGCCGGUAUUAAAGCACACGCAUACCCCCGCUUCCCAGCAGGAGGUGAACUGCGUAAACUCCAUCUGGGCCAAUAUUCGAUAUACCCUCUUCGGUGGCGAUGAUGGUCUCUGCACCACCGACCCUAAGACGACCUACUGCCUUCACAUUAUCGACAUUGCUACAAAUACGCAGAAAGGGGUGUGUAUACCAAAGAAAUCUUCACAUACUGGGGAUGGCGAGAUGUUAUUCCUCCAUGCGAAUGAAGAAUACAGCACAACGAUCCACCACCCAAACAACAAAAUUAGUAGGAAAGAAGAUAUAUAUAUCCUCGGUGACCAGGAAAUCCUGAUCGGCGGUGAUGGAACUAGGACACCCGGCACCAAAACCCAGGAACUCUCAAUUCAAACACGCUCCGAUCUUCACCACCGGCGCGCCGCCGCCAGCGAAGAAUCCACUCCUUCUGGAAUUCCGAUAGACCCGGUACCCCCCUCUGACGCCGAGCUGCCAACAGCGGCUAUCGCAGGUGGAGUUGUGGUAGGAGUUCUUGUAAUCGUCGCUCUCUGCUCUCUGGGUUUUGUUUGGCGCCGCCGCCAGAAAAAGAGAAACCAGCCAAAAGUCGACACACAUGAGGGUAAGCCCGAUGAGACGGAAUUAGGGCUGGUAGUGUCCGCGUUUGGAGACCCUACACAGUUUACUAGCAUUGAAGAGAGAUUAGAGGAGGCAAGAACGGAAGGGAAGAAUAAAGGGAAGGAGAACGGGUCAGCUGAAGCAGACAUUAACGCGGGUGGAGCAGCUGUCGGUCGCGGAGGGCAUAAUGCAAGAGGUGUAGCGGAGGGGGUUAAUCUAAGCGGGGCGAAAAGAGACGAGAUGAGUGUGACAGCUUUGCCGGCGGAAAGCUCUAAACCAGAAGUAUCCAAAUCCGAAAUACAGCCGGUCCGAGACUGA